Molecule: messenger RNA, 1563 nt
Organism: Cavia porcellus (domestic guinea pig)
Lineage: Eukaryota; Metazoa; Chordata; Mammalia; Rodentia; Caviidae
Product: protein Red-like
Exons: 1
Coding region: 1-1563 (520 amino acids)
Biological process (GO): mRNA splicing, via spliceosome
Cellular component (GO): nucleus
Source: RefSeq, a predicted model, not a curated record
AUGUCGAAGCAAGAUGUAAGCUGUUUUCCAGGCCUUUGGCCCCGAGUGGUCACCAUGUGUAUGAUGAACCUCCCUCCCGCCACCAAUCGAAGUUUAUCACGGAAGAGUUCCGGAAACUUCUUGCGACCCCAAGGCCUACAGCUACCUCUACAUUCACCUACACCCAGCGUCUCUUACCACAGCAUGACGGGUGAGUUUCAUGAGGAUGGCGAACCAAUUAUAAAAAAGAGGAAAAAGAAAAUUUACCUUGCCGACCUACAUCCACGGGAAACUGGGAAGAAGAGAGAGGUAGCGAGGAAGUAUCGAGACCGCGCCAAGGAACGCAGAGACGGUACGAACCAAGGGUAUGCGGGAAGGGAGGCCAGCGCCACAGCUCCCUGUGAGACUGUGGGCCUUAUGGGUGAGGCCGACUGCCCUGCCAAAAACAGAAGGCAGUUGCCCGGGGAGUCCCGAUUCUUGGAUAGUGACAUAGAACAUACCCGUUUGGUGAAAGGCUUGGAUUUUGCUCUACUUCAAAAAGUCCGCACCGAGAUUGCUAGCGAAGAGAAAAAGAGAGAAUUUAUGGAAAGGGUGCAGAAGGAAAUCAAGGAUAAGGAUCCUGAAAAUAAAAUUGAAUUUAAAACAUCUCUGGGCCGCAGUAUUUACCAAAUACUUUUUAAGAACAAAGUGCAUAAGCAGAAUGACCUGUUCUUGCAGGGUCGCAUGACUUAUGUCAUCAACCUGAAGCAAGAUGCUGACUCAGAUAUCCCCAUCACCCUUAUCCAAGGGAAGCACAAUUGCUCUGCCACAAAAGUCAGAAAGACCACGCUGACAGUAAAGGACACUAUCAUCAGCGAGCUCAUCCAGGUCUUCUCCGAUGCGAGGCAGCGAACCGAUGGAAAGACAUCACAGAAUGAUAAAGAGACACUGGAAGAGAAGAAACCUCCAGAAGCCAGCGUGAGCAUCUUUAAAGACACUGGGGAUUAUGUACAACACAUGACUAAGAUGCUUCCGAACAAGGAGGUGGAAAGAUGCCAGAAACAGGAGCAUGGUAGAAAGAGAGAUGGAGACCAUAACCGACGGUGGGAGCGAGAUCAGGACACGAAGAGAGGGGACACAAAGAAGCACAGCUACUUUGCUAAGACACAAAGAGACAAUGAGCCCAUAGACAAAGAAUCUGGAUCUACCAAGGGGUUCAGCAAGUCCAUCAGUGAAAAGUUUGUGCCGUCUGCUGGCUGGGAGGAUAUGAAACUGCUAAAGAAGCCAGAAGUCAAAACACAGCUGGGAGAUUUCUUUGACACAUCCAAUAGUUACGCAGAGUGCUACCCAGCCACAAUGGAUAACAUGGCUGUGGAUAGUGAUGAGGAGGUGGAGUAUAACAGGAGCUUCUUGAGUCACUGGCACUUCAAUACCCAGGAAGAAUACAAGAAGUACAGGAAUAACAAAAUUUCAUCCAAAGCUGCAUUCCAGUGUGACAGCAAGACAUCUGAAGGACAGAAAACUAAGCACUGCAAGAAGACCACGGCAGAGUUUUGUGACCAACGGAAGAAGAGUGUGAUCCUUGAAAAGAUAAUGAAAACUUAA